Panicum hallii is the source of this 2681-nucleotide messenger RNA. Its product is annotated as mitochondrial GTPase 1-like. NCBI's taxonomy places the organism in Eukaryota, Viridiplantae, Streptophyta, Magnoliopsida, Poales, Poaceae. The coding region runs from base 479 to 1519 and encodes 346 amino acids. The record is from RefSeq and is a predicted model, not a curated record. Gene Ontology annotation, cellular component: mitochondrion. The transcript is spliced from 6 exons. Gene Ontology annotation, molecular function: GTPase activity.
AGUAGUACAAUCUCACCUCUCCCUCUCUCGUUCUCUUUCCCCCGGCAGAUUUCUCUCCUAUCGAAUUCCAACCUGAUUCCGAAUAGAAUAACUAGCCGCUAAUUAGUAUACGAGCAUGCCAAGGAGUGCCUGCAGGCGGGGGGAGGAGGAUUUCUUGGCUGGGGCUGGGCGCGUAAUCGAGCUCUCAACCGAGAGGAAGCCGGCGGACGGCGGUGACCACCGCUUCGCGCACAGCCCACAGCCGCUGCCUCGCACUCAAGACACGGGCAAGGGCGGGACCGGCAGGGAAUGUAGCAGCAGAUCCUCUAGCUGACCAGCACCGGCGCAGGAGACACAGAUCCGCCACUGAGGUGCUCACCAGGUACCAGUCGCGCUGCCCGUGGCCUGGAGAGGUUUUUCAUUUUCCGCGUAAGCAGCUCCGGCGGAGCGAGCGAACCGGAGCAGCGCCGCCGUUGCGGAGGGAGCGGCCGUGCCAAGAAUGAGGGGGCUGACGCGCGCGGCGAAGCGCGCCGGAGAGAUGGCCUUCAACGCCGGCGGAGGCGCCGUCAACUGGUUCCCGGGCCACAGGGCCGCCGCCUCCCGCGCCAUCCGAGACCGCCUCAAGCUUUGCCGACCCCUCGUCAUCGAGGUCCGCGACGCACGCAUUCCAUUAUCCUCAGCAAAUGAAGACCUUCAACCAGUGCUUGCAGCUAAAAGGCGUAUUCUUGCUCUAAACAAGAAGGAUCUAGCAAACCCCAAUAUACUGAAUAUGGUGCACAGUUCGAGGGUCCGCAAGAGCAAGGCUGUGAAGACGUUCCUGAGCAGCAGCAGUACUUUGACGAAGGUACAAUCGGCCAUUAAUGAAGGACGAUUGGUUUUGCCUAAGAUGCAAGUUGAUAAGGCACCACUCCCUAUUCAUACCAUUGAUCUGAGCAACGCCAAGGUACUCAUUCGGCUAGAACAAGCCGAAUGGGCCAAAGGGAAGAAUGUGAUCAUUGGUGAAGCAAGGCUGAAAAAUUCAGAAGAUAAGAUUCUGGCAAGGGAAGUCGUGCUAGAGAAGACUCCUGAUGGGAAGGAGUUACAGAAAAUUACUGUCAAAGCUUCUAAACUCGGGGGGCAAGCCAGUUCCUCACGAGCUUCGAGUCGGCCUGUUGCCCAGGCGCGACCGGUCAGACCGGUCCUUCCAACCGGUCAGGCCCAGGGCCGACCCAAGAUGAUCAAGCCCAGGCGCCCGGAAGUUGGCACUUGGAAGGUGAAUGAGUCUAAGGUGCAGGGGAAGUUUGCAAAGCAUAAACCCACCUUUCAUCAGCUUCUGAACAAAUACAUGAAACAAAAGGCCGUUCCGAAAGAUCGGCCAUUAAAAAAGAGACCAUGGUCACCUCCGCAUCAAAAUAGGCCAUCAUCUCCUCAGGGAGAAUCCAGCAAGCGCAGGGGUGAUGUUACUACUCCGUUUCCUCUGCAGAAGGUAUAUGCUACAAUGCCUUGGGCACCUCCGCCAUCGUGUUCUUCUUGCCCAACAUGGGAGCAUGGAGGAAUUUGAAUGCAAUAUUAUCUGAUGCCACAUCUGCCAUUUCACCAUAGUGAGGAAGAUCAAAGGAGACCGGUGUUCGACAGGUUGCCGCGGCCAGUUCACGACCGAUUGGGUUCUCAGCAAUCAUGUUAGAGGCAGAAGCCUACACCAGUCUGACCGGUUGCUGACCGGUCAUACCCAGGGCCGGGUCAUUCUUCUUCUCUCAGACAAGAAUACCGCGUUAAGCAGAAGAAGGAAGAGGUACAACCCAUGCAGGUUGAUACAGGGAAGACCACAACUAAUGACGUCAUGCAGAUUGGUGAUGUGAAUGUGGACGUCAAAGACGUAGCUAAGGGACCGAUUGUUGUUGGCAAUCAGGUCAAUUCUUCUGUCCCGAAAUCUGUUAUGGGUAAUGAUCAUGGGGCCAGCAGCAGCAGUUCAACGGAGAGGUACUUUCAACCAAGGUGGUGUCCUCUGGGGUUUACUCAUACUCAGAAGAGGAAGCUGCAGCGCUUGCGGUUCCAGGAGAAGCGGGAACAGAAACUCGAGAAGCAGAGGGAUGAGCAAUUCAACAAGUAUAGACCUAUUGUCCCUCAAGGCAAGGCGUGGAAGGUCAAGGCCACUGGUCAACCAGCAGGACCGGGCAAGCCGCCCCAGUCGACCGGUCAGAUGACCGGUCAGAUGAUGGGUCAGACCGGUUACUCUUGAAGCAGUGCAGACAGCUGGGGGCGUGUGUCCGUUCUUUUCAUUCCAAUGUAGAUGCUGCUGCUGCUGCUGCUGCCUCAAGAUGCUCAAUCAGGCAUCUUCAUGAUGUAAUCUCGAAAUUGAAUGAGGAGAAGAGGAGGCUGGUUUCCGAAAUUGGUUUUAAUGGAAUUGGAUUUAUUUCGAGAAACUAUAAAUUCCCUGCAAAUCAGAUAUGUUGUGCAUCUGGCUUUGUGAAGUGCCUGCUGUGCACCAUGCUUCUACAAAGGGUGGAAAAUCCUGUUGAAUGGCACCAUGUACUGAAAGCUGACGACUCAAGUCAUAUAUACCCUUUUCACUAAAAAUUGGGAUACUCAGUACCUUUCCUGUGUCAGAUUUGUUUGUUGUACAACUUCAGCUUUAACAGUAAUAAUUUCCUGACUUUCAUAGGUUUAUUUAUGGUUUUGAAUAUUAUUGCUUGCUACGAAUGAUGUAAUUGGUCCUUUGUAUU